GCCAAUAUCACUAAAAAUACAGCUUAGCUAUUUUUAAUAUAACAAAAAAAUUAUAUAACUUAUUUGAAAAGAAUAUCGAUAUAAAGAGCCUACAUCUGUGGCAGAUGUUGAUGUCAAUCAUAAUGAAAUAUAUUCCAAUAAAAUAACUUACCAAAACAUUAACUACAAAGAAAAUAGUUCAAGUUAUCAAUGCCACAGUUUUUCUUAUAAUGAAAAAAUAAAAAAACCAAAAUUGCAAAUAGAUAAUAUCAUCAAUGAUAUUGCGUAAUAAACAUUUGAGUGAAAUGACAAGAUGACAAAUGAGAAGAGUGCAAAACACCUUGUUCAGUUUAUGUCGAGAUAUUGAAGACGAAUGAGCAAUAUUGUGGAGUUCUUCAAAUAAAUUACAAAAAUAAAUAGAAAGAUAAAUUAAAAAUGAUUAAUAAAUUAUUAUGGAUUGUAUUAUUUAUAAAUACAUUUAUUGUGAGAAUAAAUGGAACUAUGUCAGUGACACAAGUGAGGGCAGGUGAACAAGCUACUUUGUAUUGUUUAAGUAAUGAUCAUGAUCAUAGAUUCAUGUUCUGGCAAUUAGAAAAUAAAAAUAUAGUUGGUCCUGGUAAUCAAUUUGAUGGAAAAAAAUUUAAUUAUGAAGUAUUAACCGGUAAAUUAUUCAUUUGGAGUGUAACUUCAAUGGACGCAGGAAUUUAUCAAUGUGUAUCACGAGGAAUUGAGGACAAUUCAAAGUAUAAUAUAAAUACUGUAGAAUUAAUUGUAUUUACAAAUGCAAAUGAUUGGACAAGUGAUUUUGAGAUGAAUUUAUUACGGGGUUUAACGGCAGUAAUGAUAGUUCUAAUUCUUAUAGCAGUAAUUUUAAUAUUUAUGUUAAGAAAACAAAGGCGUAACAAAAAAUUCUCAGAUAUGCCAGGAUCAAGAGGAACUUGUAUAGAUAAAUAUCAAGUAAAUGCACCAACGAUAAAAGUUGAAACAAACCGAGGCAUAGACAAUCCUGGUUUAGAAAGUGAUUUACCAAAAGUAUUUGCACAUCAUAGAAAUGAACAAGCUCUUCCUUAAAAAAAGAUAUUUCGCAAUGUCUUAUGACUUCAAAAAAAUUCUUUACGAUUAUUACAACAAAGUUUCGAAAAAUUUUUACUCAUUAUUAAAUGCAUAAUAAACUCCAUUUGUAAAUAUUUCAAUUUAAAUGAUAUUGUAUAAAAAAUAUAGAAAUAAAUUAUUUAAAAAAUUUA
Molecule: messenger RNA, 1223 nt
Organism: Chelonus insularis
Lineage: Eukaryota; Metazoa; Arthropoda; Insecta; Hymenoptera; Braconidae
Exons: 5
Coding region: 415-1050 (211 amino acids)
Source: RefSeq, a predicted model, not a curated record